AUGAAUGAGGAAGAAUUAUUGAAACGGUCAGCUGCAGAGAGGGAUAGAAUAUUCAGCUGCUAUGACCGGGGUAGAGAAAAUGGGGUUGAAAUUGACCCUUGGGAGGAUCCUGCUUACGAGGUUUACCAUACAACCGAUAGAUAUGGAUUUAUCCAUGAUAAGAGAUUGCCAAUGAAAAUGGAUCCAAAUGAAAUUAAACUUCAUCAUGUGGAAAUGGAAAGGGUAAAGAAAUGGGAAAAAAUGACAAAGGACUGGGAAAGCGCCAGCACUAAGGAAAAAUUACGGCGCAGGAUAUACAAAGGCAUUCCCGAUAGAUUUCGUGGGCAAGUCUGGUGUCUUCUUUUGGGUGUUAAAACAUUAAAGAAAGAGCAAGCUGGAAAGUACGAUGAAAUGUUAAAACUCGCUAGGCAAUGGUCAACUGAAAUUAGGCAAAUUGAUGCAGAUGUUGCUAGGCAAUACAGGGAUCACAUUGACUACAGGGAAAGAUACAGUAUUAAACAACGUUCCAUGUUUUACGUUCUGGCUGCGUACAGUAUGUAUAAUAUGGAAGUUGGGUACUGCCAAGGUAUGUCCGUCCUAGCUGGAUUGCUAUUACUUUACAUGAAUGAGGAGGACGCAUUCUGGGGACUCUCUGUAUUACUUGCCGAUAAGAAAUACAGCAUGCACGGAUUCUACGUGGACGGUUUUCCAAAACUAAAUCGGUUCAUCGAGCAUCAUGAUAAAAUCAUGAAUAAAUUCCUACCAAAACUUAAAAGGAAGCUGGAUAAAUGUGGUUGCGAUUCUAUACUCUAUGCCCUUAAAUGGUUCUUCGUAGUAUUUCAAGAAAGGACUCCAGUAACCCUGGGUCUUCGUAUUUGGGAUGUAUUCCUCCUAGACGGUGAUAGGAUCCUACCGGCGAUGGCGUACACCAUAAUGAAGAUGCAUAAACGCUAUCUCUUACCGAUGGAGAGUCUCGAUGAAUUCUGCAAUUAUCUGCAGAUGAAACUCGAAAAGGAUUUCGGCUUUGAUGAUGACACCGUCAUUAGUUCAAUGGAACGCAAUAUAGAGGAACUUAAACGUGCCAAAUUAGAUUAUCCUGGACCACCAUUGCCGCAAGAAUUGCCACGAUAUCCCUUUGGUACCUUUAAGGAACCCUCUUUUACAAGCAAGGUAGGAAGACGUAGUGAAGAAUUCAGUGAGGCCCAACAUGUCAUGAGAGAUUCUGUUACACAGCGUAGAGAUAUGGCCGUAAUGGAAGAAACAAGGGAUAGUUCGACACCUGUGGAUCCCGUAAGCUGCGGCGGACUCGGGGGAAGUAAAUUCUCCUUCGAUCCGAGUCUGGAAGACGGGACCUCACCGAAUGGUUCCAGACGUUCCCUGGCAGACACUUCGGUGACUUCCACGGCGGAUCUCUCGGUGUUCAGCUCGGCGACCAGGUCGCAGGCGCUGGACAACAGCCUCGACACCCAGAGUAACAUUUCGGACGGUAGCUCAGGAAGCGGCGGACUUCCUACUCCGAGAGCCACGCCGCAUCAACCAAGUCCUGACGUGGUGAGAAUCUACGUUCCGUACACGCCACCGUCGCCGGCAUCCUAUAAGGACGACCUUCCUCGCACUCUGCCUCGCUCCUUGGAAACGAACAAAAUUCGCAUUCGGGUUGAUCCCGAUCAAACUCCCAUCGUUGAGAAUCUCAAGCCUUUUUCGCUCGAGAGUCCAGAACUCGAGCUUGACCUCAAGUAAUAUGAUCUUCAGAUCUCUCUCUUUCUUCUUGUCACGUUAAAAACUGUGCUAGAAAAGAGUAUCCCAGUUUACAUGAAAAUUGAGAGAUUCAGACAGAGGAAGGCAAUAUUAAUAAUGGGAGGACUAAUUAGAAAUGAAAAGCAAAAGAAAAUAUGGAUAUAUUGUAAUAUAGAUGACUAUCAGAAUUGUUGAAUAUACAUAUUAUACAUAGGGUUAUUUAGAUGGGUCAUUCAGUCAAUGGACUCAGGGUCUUUAUGCCUGAUUAUUCUAAUCAUACUCUAAUCUUCAAUUAGCCACUCAUUAUUAUGUUUCUCUCCGCCUUCAGGUAUAUUUAUCAUUGAUUAUUGACUCUUCAAACGAGAUCCAUCUUUCACAUUUGUCAAUUAUUAUUUUUAUCCAUGGUUUCAUUAUUCGUGCACAAGCAAUAGCUAACUUAUUUUCACAUUUCUCGGUCAGCGUACUGACUCCGACAAUUGACAGGAAAUAGAGUUCCUCGACUCUUAUUGACUGGUCUUGCAACUGUACUGUACCUAAUGGUUUUUUUUAUAUCUAUUAAUAUGAAUAUUCUAAUCAAUAAUUGGGCAUGGAAAAUUAAUCGUCCCCAAUCACAUCAGAAGAAGACAGAAGAUUUUUUGUCACCUAUUUAAAUUCAAGUUUUCUUUGAUGGGACCUAUUCGAGGAAAUAUUUAAUAAUUCAUCUUCAAUGGGCGGUAAUGGACGUGAAAAAUUACUCACUCGUCUCCUCUUAUUACAUAUAUUUAUAUAUAUAGUUAUUAUAGUUUUUACAUUACACAAUAUGAUUUUUAUACUUUUUCUCAUAAGUCGGGAAUUUAGCAACGAGAGGAUACAAAUUCCGCAUUCACGAAUUCACCAAAAGACGAAUCUAUAGGCAACAAGGAAUGUAAUGAUUGAAAACAAAAACAGUCAUAUUACGAUAUUAAUUACUUUGAUAAGUUGUAUCCAAGUUCAGACAUUCCUAGUUAAUUAUAAAUACGCGUAAGGAUUACACACGACGAGGAAUUACUUAAAGCGAGACUUAUAUCAACGACGAAACGGAGAAGGAUAAAAACAACCAAGAAAUACAUACGGUUCCUAUUGAAAAAUAUGAACGCAUCAAUUUCAAAUUGUUCAGAAGAAGGAAAUAAAGGAUAUAAAAAGGAUAUAGCUCCUUAGACAAUAACGACACUGUUUCUAUAUAUUGAAAUUUCAUAGUCACGUACGAGAGAUGGUACAAUAAUCUUUAUUUGUCGAUCGAAAGAGGAAAUAAAGUGAAAUGAAGUAAAAAAAAAAGAAUCAAACGAUAAUUAGCUUUCAUUACUUUGAACGUGAUAACGAAAAAUACGGUUCAGUCUGUGGCCUAAAUCUAUUUAUUAUAGAAUAUAUGUUGACAAAAUUAUUUCUCUUUUAUGAUAUGUAAUUCGCAAAGUCCACGAAUGGCGCACUCAGAUAACUAAUUUAGUUCUGUACGUUUCUACGAAAACAAAUCUUUUCUAUGUUUCAACGGCUCUCCUAUAUUAGACCUGGAUAAUUUAGCCAUAUUUUUAGCUGCGACUAUCCUGUCCUCGAAGAGGUCCUACCGACCGUGGGGACGAUCAGGAAAUGCAGGAAGCAAUCGCGAACGUGUAUUCCAAUAUUAUUAGCAAUACGACUGUCUGGUCUGACGGAAUGAAGGGACACGCUUGAAUGUAAAUCACAUAGUAUGCGUGUAAAAAUAAUUAGAUUAAAAUUCCAUUGUUGAUUAAAUCUACUAUUAAUGAAAGCGUCAAUAUUAAAAUGAAAAAUGUAAGAUUGAACAAAUUUUAAAAAAUAGUUAUCUUCCGGGUAAGAUGACAAAGAGACUCCUGCGAUUACAAUGAAGAAUAAUGAGAAUCAAAGGAAGAAAUUUAUUUGCAUUUAGUCGCCGAUGAAUAAUUAUAUAUAAAUUGUAUUAAAACAUAAAUUGUAAACGAAAAAUUCCCUCUACUCUGGUAAAGAAACAAUAUUAUUGAGAAGCUUCUGAAAACAUCUGACGUAAUACUUUAAGCAAGUAUCAGCACCUAAUCCUUUUUUAUAAAUGUCCUAGUAUAGUUGAGCGAUGAGACAUAAUAUAAUAUAGCGCGUGCUUUGACCAUCCAGCAUAUUCUCAACCAGAUAUAAGGGAAUCAUUGAGUAUAGAUUAAGCGAAAACCGAUGUUAUUAGUAUAGUAAGACGCUAUGUGGAUGUUUGGCAGUGUAGGAAAGGACAAAGGCGAGCAGAAUGAAGAUAAAAAAAGAAAAAUUUAAUCGUAGAGAUGAUAUUAACGAUAAGAAUCGAUUGCUAUAAAGGCAAAGCACGAAAACUGUAUAUUAAAAUGAAAGGACAAUGUAAUAGAGAUAUAGAAGAAGUAACAUCAAUUGUCCGUCGGAUGUGUUUAGUGCGGUGGGAAUAAUAAAGUAGCCAAAUAAG
This is a messenger RNA of Cephus cinctus (wheat stem sawfly), 4144 nucleotides long. It is a transcript of the gene RN-tre, whose product is annotated as USP6 N-terminal-like protein. The transcript is spliced from 7 exons. Lineage: Eukaryota; Metazoa; Arthropoda; Insecta; Hymenoptera; Cephidae. Bases 1 to 1719 code for a protein of 572 amino acids. The record is from RefSeq and is a predicted model, not a curated record.